CUGGGAACAAAAGCCGCAGGCCACUUUGAAAAGGCGAAGCUGCAGGUUCGCGACGAGCCUUUGAAGUCAAGUUUUUGUCCACUUAGGCCCCUGUGAACUGCUGGGUAAAGAAAAAAAAAGACAGCAUGAUGGCAAAGGAAGAUGUGGUGGAUCUGAGGGGGUCAGAAAGAGGAGUGUGGUUGAUGAAAGUACCCAGUUUUGUGGCGGAAAUGUGGAGGAAAGCACCGACUGGCGACAACGAACUUGGGCGCGUCCGAUUCUCGUUCGAUCCGCUAGCUCCGAAGGAACCGCCGGAGUUCAUGAUCCAAUUGGCAGGGGCAGAAGCAGCUGGCGUGCCCAAGGAGUACAGCCUAAAUUUCACAAGCGACAUGCUCAACAUGCACGUAUUCUCCGAAACGCCUCAAGGCACGGUGUCCGUGGAUGGGAGGGUGGAUCGAAAAUUCGAUAUGAAGCCUGUAGGAGGUGAGGAGUACUGGAAGCUCUGCCGGGAAAGACAUGACAGAUCGAUGACAAGACUCCGUCAGAUUCAGUGGACGGAGAAAAGGAACAUCCUGCCGGUGCCCGGCGCCGGCCUAGACAAGAAGCUUGGCAGAGUCAAGCUGGGUUCGACUGAAGGAAAAAGGAUCAGGCAGGAUCGGAAUGACCUGGAAGACGUCGUCUUCAAGCUUUUCGAUGAGCAAAGUUUUUGGCCCUUGAAGCAGCUCGUUCAGAAGACUCAGCAGCCGGUAGCCUUCUUGAAGGAAGUUUUGAAUGAUCUGUGCAUCUACAACAAGAGGGGUCAACACCAAGGGAUGUACGAGAUGAAACCGGAGUAUAAGAAGCAUAAGUCAGCAGAAGAACAGGUGGAUGAAGUCGCGGGAUUAGGAAUGACUUAGCCGAUGUCGUCUUCAAGCUCAUCGAUGACCAAAGAGGACAAAGCAGCCGAUGGCCUUCAUGAAGGAAGGGUUCAAUCAUCUGUGCGUCUACAGCAAUGAACACCAACAAGAGGG
Chara braunii is the source of this 989-nucleotide messenger RNA. The record is from the annotation of a GenBank genome assembly. Lineage: Eukaryota; Viridiplantae; Streptophyta; Charophyceae; Charales; Characeae.